Messenger RNA from Diorhabda sublineata, 4858 nucleotides. RefSeq lists its product as uncharacterized. Bases 263 to 1465 code for a protein of 400 amino acids. The transcript is spliced from 8 exons. The record is from RefSeq and is a predicted model, not a curated record. NCBI's taxonomy places the organism in Eukaryota, Metazoa, Arthropoda, Insecta, Coleoptera, Chrysomelidae.
AGAAUACAAGCGACUGGAAGUCAAGUUCCACACGCGUUCACUGACGGACUCAAUAAUAAACGAUCGUUAUGCCGCCACUAGUAGAAUUUGCCGCGCUGAAUACAUUUCAAACAAAAUAAAUCGCAAUCUAUCGGUUGUUAUGACGAUGCGUUCAAAUAACAUUACUGCAGUUUUAUAAAAAAAUUGUUCGCGAAAUGACUGUAAGAAAGUGGUCUUGAUUUGAAUAAUUUAUCGCGAAAGUGCUAAAAGUUUUUUUUUCGAUAUGUAUAUUUUAGUGAUUUUUGUUGUCUUUCUGACAGUUACAAGGGCGACUGGACAAACUAUUAAAACAAGUUAUGUAUGUCCCACAGGAUUUCUUUCAAUAAAACGAAACUGUUAUUAUUUCGGAAAUGAACAAGUCACGUGGACAAACGCUCGAUUUCAGUGCGAAGCUUCAAACAGUACUUUACUAGUAUUCGACUCCUUGAAAGAAGAAAAUCUUCUCAAAGGAUUUAUCAUUCAAGAUAAUAAUCGAACAAUCAGUCCCUCUGAAAAAUGGAUUGACGGUAUCUAUGACUGGAAACAAAAUAUGUGGAAAUGGGGUCUUACUGGAAAAUUUAUUAAACAAAAUGCUUUCACGAAAGUUAAGAAGGGAGAUAACUUCAAAUGGAGUUGUAUAGCUCUCAACAGCGCUAAAAACAAUAAGUGGGUAGCUCGAAGAUGUACAGAAAAAAAGUCCUACAUAUGUAAAACGCAAACGAAUAUAUUCGUGGAAUUCAAAUUAUACAAUAAACGGAAGAAAAACUUCAAUAUAACUAAAUGCAACAGUCGCUUGCCGUUGGAUAAUUUUGAAAAAAGAAGAUGUAAUAGAUUACUUGGUAGAUCUAACGACGAACCAUCAGAAAUGAUCAGGAAAAAUAGCACGAAACCUCACUCACGUAAACAUAGAUUCGAUGGUUGGAUUUGUCCAUCCCAUAUGAUAAGUUUAGCAAAUCGAUGUUAUUUAUUCAGUACGAAAGAAACUACUUGGACAGAUGCCCAUUUCGAAUGUAAAAGGAAUCGAAGUAAAUUAGCUAUUAUCAGAAAUAGAAAUCAAGAUCGUAAUCUAAGGAUGUUCGCCAAUAAUUUUAUAGAAGAAAACUUCCCUUCAAGCUUCAGCAGCCUUCGCAAUGACAAUAAACGUCACGAAAGAUGGAUUGGCGGAAUUUAUAACUGGAAAUCUUCAAAAUGGAUCUGGGCCGUAUCUGGUCAGUCGAUAUCCUAUAACGGUUUCAGUAUUCAAGCCAUGCAAAACCGAACAACCGACAGUUUGAAAUGGAACGGCAUAUUUUUGGAUCCUGCAUAUGAUAAUCAAUGGAACGCUGCCAAACUAACAGAGAAGAAAAAAUUCAUCUGUCAAGUUCAAGCCAAAGGUGUUAAGAAUAUUGGUCGACGAAAAAAGAAAUUAGCGGACGCAACCAUCACUAUCUUGAAAAAUAAAAAAUGAGAAAUUUGUUAGAAAAUUGUACGUCAAAAUUAAGGCGCAUAACGGAAACAUUUCUUCAAUAAAAUUGUUAUAGAUCAAAAAAUAGGAACUUAAUUAAUUGUCAUUAGUUAGCACUUCCAUAAUUUAAAUAUUUGACAUCUUUGGAUACUAGAAAAAGCAAGCUCGUCUGGUCUUACGGACUUCGUACGCAAUGAUUACGAUAACAAAAUUUCAUUUCGAAAGAAAAACCACAUGGAGGUUUUCUAGAAAGUAAUAUAUAAUUUUUGUGCUACUAACAUUCAAAAUUUUUAUUCUAACUACUGACAUUUGAAAAACAGUAUAGUACAAUGCAAUAAUAAAAAUAUACUUCUACGAGGUGUGGUUAUUAAAUAACGAGACGGAUCAUAUAAAACAUUUGUUUUGAUGUUAGGUUAAUUUAUUUAUUAUAACUUUCAAUAUACAGAUUGUCCCACAAUGAGUUAACACUAUCUAUAUGGCAAAAUACUUAUAAUAAAAUCAUGAAAAUUUCUACGUAUGGGUUUUCGGAUACGAUCUUUUUAAAUAAAAUAUUUUCAAAGAUAUCCGGCUACUGUUACUUUGUUAUUUUAAAUAGAACACCCUGUAUAUUAAUAUAUUUUUGAAAUCUACGUCAAAUUUUAGUAUACUUUUUAUGCAUGCUUUUUAGUUAUUAUUUUUUUUUGUAAAAAAUUUGACCAUUGAAGACCCUUAUAAAUUAUUUUUUUACGGGGAUACCCUUAGAGAUAUGAAAAUGGUUUCUAUUCGGUUGGUUUAAACAAGGUCAGACGUAUUAGAAUAUUUGUGAAGUUAAACUUUGAACAUUUUUUAUACACACCCUGUACAGAUUGAAAAAUGUUCAACAUAGAUUCAAACACGUCUGACCUUGCUAACAGUAACCGAAUAGAAAUCAUUUUCAUAUCUUCAAGGGUAUCCUCAUAAAAAAUAAUUUAGGGUUUACAAGGGUAAACUUUUUUAGAAAAAAAUUAGUAACUCAAACAUUAUACCUUUUUAGAAAAAAUGUUUUAAACAAAAGUAUACUAAAAUUUCACUUAAAUCUCAAAAAUGUAACAAUAUAUAGAGUGUUCUAUUUAAAAUAACAAAGUUACAGUCUACUUCCAGUAGAACCGGAAGCUGGCCUUCUUUGAAAAUACUUUAGUUGAAAAGAUCGUAUCCGAAAACACAAACGAAGAAAUUUUCAUUAUUUUACUAUAAAUAUUUUGCUAUACUGAUAGUUUUCACUCGAUGUGGGACACCCUGUAUACACCUCCUCCAUUUUUACAUCGCUCCACGCGAAUCUUUCGUUGUUAGAAAAAGUGCAGAAAGUCUUAAUCUGUCAGUUCCUCCAAGAGGCGCAUCGCUUUUCUAUUACAGCUUCUUCAGACUCAAACCUUGUUUCUCUUAGACAACAGUUUCGGACACAAUUUUCGCAUGUUUAUAUUUUCAUGUAUAAUUUGCUGCACAGAUACUUUGUCAAUUCCUAUAAAUUCAGCAAUUUAACAAAUACUUAGCUGACGGUCAUAUCGAAAAAUAUUAGACUUUUUCAGUAUUUUCAUCCGUGAUUUAUUUUCACAAAUCUAUUCGACCAUCUUUGAAACUCUUAAACCACUAGAGAAUACGUGUACACGACAAAUAUUCACUGCCAUACACUUAUUCCAAUAAAUUAUGAGUUUUAGUUGCAAUUUUUCAAAGUUUCAUGUGGAAUUUCAUAAAAAUACGUUGAUUUAUUUUUAGAAAUAUAUAAACGAGGACUACGGCUACACUGGUUUAUACAUAGAGAUGGUAGAAAUCGCUUUAGAAAGAGUAGUCUUUGGGCUAAACAACAGACAGUCAAAUAACUUAGAAUUUCUGGAACCCUUGGUGAUAUUUAUAAUGAACUGUAUACACCAACAAUCACAAUUACAAUGUCUGACGCAAAGGUAAAUUGUUUACCUUCAGUCUCUGUGUGUGUCAAAUUUGGCGUAUACGUACUUUCUCUCUUUGUUACUUAAUAGCCUUCCCUCGUACAUAUGAGGUGUAAAAUUAUAUAAAAUUAAUUCAACUAUAUAUUAGGAAUUUGUAGUAGGUUUUAUAAUAACGACCCAAAUAUAUAAUAAAUCUUUUAUCCAUUUUAGCGGUCAGAAAAAUGACUAGCUACUUUGUCCGCCAGUCCUAAAGGAAGUCAGUUUUUUCAUGAUGUUCUAAUAUUUGUUCAAUCACAUUUUUCAUAAUUUUCUUGCAUUUUUCUCUUUUAUAUAAAUUUUUUCGGACUAAAAGUUGGGUCACCCAAAAUGCUAUAACUUAGAAACUAAUAGUACGACAGCUGUCAAAUUUAUACACUUGUCUUUUCAAGAUUGAGGCUAACUAAAAUUAUAUGAAUUAAAUACUAGUAAUGACAUCUAUGUGUUAGCACACAAAAUUUUCAGCUCCCCUCAUAUAAAAUUUUAUUGAAAUCAUUAGAAAUGUUUUAAAUACGAGGGCCGUUUUUUCAACCUGUGAUAGGCUAUAAAUAAAAGAUAAGUUCAUAUAAAACAAUAAUUUUAUUACCAAAAUAUUGAUAGAUAUCCUUAUGGUUAUUUUUCGUCAUAAUCACCGAACAGAUUGAAACAUCUGUGGACAAGCUUUUUAAUAGCCUCUUCAAAGAAAGUUGCCGCCAAUGAACAGUCCUUGAAACUUCUGAAAAUUCCAUAGACAAAGCAGUAAUGGUGAUUUUGCGGUUUUCGUGAUUCAUUCUGUCAAAACUCGUUGAACCAGGUCAUCUGAAACGACAGGUUUGCAUCCUAGGCCCUCUUAUGCACAUCAUUACGGCCAUAUUUAAGCUUUAGACACCAUUCACGCCCAUCACCAUCACUCAUGUGUUUUCCCCAUACACACCUGUUAAUCUCCGAUGGAUUUCUGCUUCACUAUUUCCUUAAGCCUGUAGAAAACGAGUUACACUUCGCAAUUCACACUUGGCGGGAGCAUCAAUAAUGGGGGACAUGUUUACGUGGCUGUAGCACAACGCCGACUGACACCUGAAUGUCAUUUCUUUUGCUCGCGUAGCGUCUGGAGGAGCGAUCGGAGGCUGGAAAAAACGUCCCUCGUAUUUCAGAUGAUAAUGUUAACAUAUAAAGACAUUUCCUAAAAAUUAUCUAGUUUACACGUUUAUGUUUAUUGAUAAAUAUUUAAUAAUUCCAUAUGAAAAAUGACUUCUUGGUGGAGAGGCGUAGAUACUUAACAGUAUAAGAAAAGACUUUUACUCUAUGAUCAACACUGUUACGUUAACAAGUUUAUCCAUUAUGAUCUAUAACUUGCUAGUGAUAAAAGUCAUUUAAAUCAAUACUGCCUUGUAACUGUAGAUUUAUAUUUAGUGGUAAUAUUAAAUAUGUUGUUAAUUGUAUUAUGUAUAUAUAUUUUAUUUAUUGUGAAAUAAAAAAAAAU